CACGGCACUUUCAUUUGUUUACGAGGGCACGUGGCGAGCAGCCGAUUCGAACGCAACUGAGCAGCCGGUAAACAUGGACCAAAAGCUUCGCAAAGCGCCGAAACAUUACAAAGAUCUCAACAUCCCUGCUCUAAAAAAUACCUGCAAAGACGUUUUUACACCGAUGCGGUUGAAUAAGAGUGCAGUGUGGUGUACUCUGUGUACUUCUGACAUUCCAAAAGAAAAUUGACUUAGUCUUGGUUUUCUGGAACAUCAGAAGGUCAGGGUGGUAUAUUUAAAAAGGUGUUUUUGGAAUCUCACGUCGUCCCUAAAAUGAAAUUUUAGAAGAAAGUUACUUGUUAUUGAAAAAUAUAUUGAUAUGCUAGGCGGAGUACCAUCCAAGCACACGCUUGCUUCUAAUGAAAGCAUCAGCAAACGUCAAGCUAAGAAAAUGCAAAAGGAGCUUGAAAAAAAUCGGAAGAAAGAACAGAUGCUGUUAGCAGAUCCUCAUUUUAAGCAAUGCCAGUUCGUCGUGGUGAAAAAAAACCGUUUAUGCCGGCAACGCGCAAUCAAGGGCUGUGAUUAUUGCGGCGAGCAUCUGAUGACCUCGGAUCAAAGGGGCGAUUACGCUCGGAUGCCAUGCCCACUGGAUCCAUCACAUUCGUGCUACGAGCAUCUGUUAAACGCCCACAUCAAAAAGUGCAAUGCCCGCGAAAAACCACUACCCCCAUACCUUGUAAAGAAUAUCAAUGGAGAGGACGUGCCAUCACCCGAAGAGAAAAUAUCUGUGCAUACUGUUUCUGAUGAAGAACUCCAGGCUCUCAUACAACGUAUUGAAUCAAUUUAUGAAAGUUCUGUAUCACACGUGAUGCAAUACGAAAGCACAUGCCAUUUAUUAAUAGUGGAGGAACUUACCAAAUUUAAGGAUUGUACCACAUUAGAAAAACAUCUUCGCCAGCAGGGGCACCUCAUCCAAUUGCUAUGUGACAAAGGAUUAAUAACAGAAGGCCACAUAUUUGUGGAAUUCGGCGCGGGGCGCGGACAGCUGGCCACGUGGGUGAUGCGAGCUCUUGGAGACAAAGCCGUACGGAAAAGCGCGUUUGUCCUCGUUGACAGGGAUUCUCAAAGAUAUAAGGCCGACAACCGCUUUAUUGAUGAGUGGGGACCAUUCAUUCAUCGAAUUCGUGCUGACAUUCGUCAUUUGUGUAUCGAGCGUCUCGAACCAUUCAAAGUGCAUAAGGACCGUGUUGUGGGAUUCUGCAAGCAUCUCUGUGGGGUUGCUAUCGAUCUUGCGCUUCGAUGCAUUACCAGCACUAUUGGGUACAAUAAACUGCCUAAAGGUCUGGUAAUGGCAGUGUGUUGUCACCACCGUUGUGAGUGGCGCUGGUAUACAGGAAAAAGUUGGCUCGAAGGCUUAGGGAUAAGCGAAAGAGAAUUUCAAUUGCUAGCGUCCAUAGCAGGUUGGGCUACCUGUGGAAACGAGUCUCGUUCAACCAAGAAUCGCUGUGGUCGGAAAACUGAAGAUCUUUCAGGCAAAAACGGAACGGCGAAAGCUCAAGUCAAAGCUAAAAAAACACUCUUUCCAGACAAAAACGGGGAAAGAUCACUUAUUGCGAGCAUCAUUGAACCAAAGAAGUCUGAGGCCAGUGAAACGGCCAACUGUGGGCUCAUGAGGCCUAAAGAGCUUGAUAAAAAGGGGCACAUAUCUUCUGAUGUAGACCAAGAAAAAUCUGGACGCUAUCAAGCCAUGGGUUUGAGUCCAGAUCGGCGCACGGAAAUUGGUUAUAAGGUUAAAGCCAUACUGGACGAAGGUCGAUUGAAAUAUCUUCGCUCUGUGGGAAUGAUUGCCGACCGAGUUAACUUUAUUUCAAAGAUCUAUACACCAGAAAACUUUGCGAUUGUCGCAACGGGUCCUACGGCACCCCAAUAAAGACGAACUUAAUUAUUGAGCAAACUUAUUAAUAUUUUUUUGCUUGUUGUCUGCAAACUUAUUAUAAUUUCAAUUU
Molecule: messenger RNA, 1985 nt
Organism: Varroa destructor (honeybee mite)
Lineage: Eukaryota; Metazoa; Arthropoda; Arachnida; Mesostigmata; Varroidae
Product: tRNA:m(4)X modification enzyme TRM13 homolog
Biological process (GO): tRNA methylation
Source: RefSeq, a predicted model, not a curated record